Messenger RNA from Daldinia childiae, 522 nucleotides. RefSeq names its product ATP synthase subunit d, mitochondrial. Lineage: Eukaryota; Fungi; Ascomycota; Sordariomycetes; Xylariales; Hypoxylaceae. Gene Ontology annotation, biological process: proton motive force-driven ATP synthesis. Gene Ontology annotation, molecular function: proton transmembrane transporter activity. The transcript has 3 exons. The record is from RefSeq and is a predicted model, not a curated record. Bases 1 to 522 code for a protein of 173 amino acids.
AUGGCCGCACGAAGCGCAGCCCUCAAGCUCGACUGGACCAAGGUCACCUCCUCGCUAGGUCUGCGCGGACAGACCGUCGCAGGCCUUCAGGCCUUCAAACAGCGCAACGAGAACGCCCGCCGCAAACUGCAGGCUCUGUCGGAACUGCCGACGACGGUCGACUUUGCGCAUUACCGAUCCGUGCUCAAGAAUCAGGCCGUGGUCGACGAGAUCGAGAAGCGUUUCGCCGCCUUCAAGCCUGCCCAGUACGACGUCACUCGCCAGCUCAAGGCCAUCGAGGCUUUCGAGAUUGAGGCUGUCAAGAAUGCCCAGAGUACGAAGGAGAAGGUCGAUUUGGAACUUAAGGACCUCGAGGCUACCCUGACAAACAUUGAGACCGCUCGCCCCUUCGAGGAACUUACUGUUGAUGAGGUUGCUGCUGCUGAGCCCUCGAUCGAUGAGAAGACGGCUAAGUUGGUGUCCAAGGGCCGCUGGUCCGUUCCGGGAUACAAGGAGAAAUUCGGCGAUCUUUCCGUACUAUAG